CCCUGCAGUAGUGCUCACAACUUUCUCAUAAUGCAUUGUAGUAUUUCCUAUGUCCUGGUGUUUUGCGCUCUGCUCCAUCCAAGUGAACAGCAAUGUAGUGUGGACAUCAAAGAGCGUGAAGAUUGUGGUUUUCCCGGGAUAAGUGCUAUGGAAUGUUAUUCCAGAGGCUGCUGCUUUAAUUCAGGUGUUCCCGGGGUUAAAUGGUGUUUUUACCCCAAAAGCACAGCAAGUGACAAGAAACAAUGUAACGUGGAACCAUACAGCAGAAGGGAUUGCGGCUACCCCACAAUAAGUGCUGCUGAAUGUAAGAAGAGGAGUUGUUGCUUUGACUCCAGCAUUCCUGGGGUUAACUGGUGUUUCUUCUCCAAGUCACAAGAUAAAUGGCAAUGUAACGUGGACAUCAAAGAGCGUGAAGAUUGUGGAUUUCCUGGGAUAAGUGCUAAGGAAUGCUUUUCCAGAGGCUGCUGCUUCAAUUCAAGUGUUACUGGGGUUAAAUGGUGUUUUUACCCCAAAAGCACAGGUAACGUGGAACCAUACAGCAGAAGGGAUUGUGGCUACCCCACAAUAAGUGCUGCGGAAUGUAAGAAGAAGAAUUGUUGCUUCGACUCCAGCAUUCCCGGGGUUAACUGGUGUUUCUUCUCCAAGUCACAAGAUAAACGGCAAUGCAGUGUGGCUAUCAAAGAGCGUGAAGAUUGUGGUUUUCCCGGGAUAAGUGCUAAGGAAUGCUAUUCCAGAGGCUGCUGCUUCAAUUCAAGUGUUACCGGGGUUAAAUGGUGUUUUUACCCCAAAAGCACAGAUAUACUGCAAUGUAGCGUGGACAUCCAAGAGCGUGAAGAUUGCGGUUUUCCCGGGAUAAGUGCUAAGGAAUGCUAUUCCAGAGGCUGCUGCUUUAAUGCAAAUGUUCCUGGGGUUAUAUGGUGUUUUUACCCCAAAAGUACAGCUAGUGCCAGUGACUCAUCUACGGUGCUUCCUCCUGUGGCAAGCGAAGGUUCGAGACCAUACAUGGAGACUAUUCCGGUAGGAGGGGUGGAUUCCAUUUCGACAACUGCAAAGUUGACAGACAUGUUCGGAACUGCCAGCCCUUCAGGAUCUGAUAAACUGCAAUGUAGUGUGGAUAUCGAAGAGCGUGAAGAUUGUGGAUUUCCUGGUAUAAGCACUGAGGAAUGCUAUUCCAGAGGCUGCUGCUUUGAUUCGAGUGUUCCUGGGGCCAAAUGGUGUUUUUACCCCAAAAUCACAGUUCCAGUGACUUGUCUCCGGUGCCUCCUACUCCAGCAAGCGAAGGUUCAAUACAACACAUGGAGACUAUUCCGGUGGAAAGGGUGGAUUUCAUUCCUGCAACUGCACAGUUGUACAUGUGUAUUAAACCGUGUCCCUGCAGCUGCUAUGGAACUAUAUGUAAUACCCACCAAGGAUCUAUGUAUUUGGCCCUGUCAAAGGCCGUGCAGUAGUGCUCACAACUUUCUCAUAAUGCAUUGUAGUAUUUCCUAUGUCCUGGUGUUGUGCGCUCUGCUCCAUCCAAGUGAACAGCAAUGUAGUGUGGACAUCAAAGAGCGUGAAGAUUGUGGUUUUCCCGGGAUAAGUGCUAUGGAAUGUUAUUCCAGAGGCUGCUGCUUUAAUUCAGAUGUUCCCGGGGUUAAAUGGUGUUUUUACCCCAAAAGCACAGCAAGUGACAAGAAACAAUGUAACGUGGAACCAUACAGCAGAAGGGAUUGCGGCUACCCCACAAUAAGUGCUUCUGAAUGUAAGAAGAGGAGUUGUUGCUUUGACUCCAGCAUUCCUGGAGUUAACUGGUGUUUCUUCUCCAAGUCACAAGAUAAAUGGCAAUGUAACGUGGACAUCAAAGAGCGUGAAGAUUGUGGAUUUCCUGGGAUAAGUGCUAAGGAAUGCUUUUCCAGCGGCUGCUGCUUCAAUUCAAGUGUUCCUGGGGUUAAAUGGUGUUUUUACCCCAAAAGCACAGCAAGUAAUAAACAAUGUAACGUGGAACCAUACAGCAGAAGGGAUUGUGGCUACCCCACAAUAAGUGCUGCGGAAUGUAAGAAGAAGAAUUGUUGCUUCGACUCCAGCAUUCCCGGGGUUAACUGGUGUUUCUUCUCCAAGUCACAAGAUAAACGGCAAUGCAGUGUGGCUAUCAAAGAGCGUGAAGAUUGUGGUUUUCCCGGGAUAAGUGCUAAGGAAUGCUAUUCCAGAGGCUGCUGCUUCAAUUCAAGAGUUACCGGGGUUAAAUGGUGUUUUUACCCCAAAAGCACAGAUAUACUGCAAUGUAGCGUGGACAUCCAAGAGCGUGAAGAUUGCGGUUUUCCCGGGAUAAGUGCUAAGGAAUGCUAUUCCAGAGGCUGCUGCUUUAAUGCAAAUGUUCCUGGGGUUAUAUGGUGUUUUUACCCCAAAAGUACAGCUAGUGCCAGUGACUCAUCUACGGUGCUUCCUCCUGUGGCAAGCGAAGGUUCGAGACCAUACAUGGAGACUAUUCCGGUAGGAGGGGUGGAUUCCAUUUCGACAACUGCAAAGUUGACAGACAUGUUCGGAACUGCCAGCCCUUCAGGAUCUGAUAAACUGCAAUGUAGUAUGGAUAUCGAAGAGCGUGAAGAUUGCGGAUUUCCUGGUAUAAGCACGGAGGAAUGCUAUUCCAGAGGCUGCUGCUUUGAUUCGAGUGUUCCUGGGGCCAAAUGGUGUUUUUACCCCAAAAUCACAGUUAGUUCCAGUGACUUGUCUCCGGUGCCUCCUACUCCAGCAAGCGAAGGUUCGAUACAACACAUGGAGACUAUUCCGGUGGAAAGGGUGGAUUUCAUUCCUGCAACUGCACAGUUGACUGACACGUUUGGAACUGCCGGCCCUUCAGGAUCUGAUAAACAGCAAUGUAGUGUGGACAUCAAAGAGCGUGAAGAUUGUGGAUUUCCCGGGAUAAGCGCUCAGGAAUGCUAUUCCAGAAGAUGCUGCUUUGAUUCAAGUGUUCCUGGUGCUAAAUGGUGUUUUUACCCCAAAAACACAGGAUGCUCUGUGAGCCACGAGCUGAGGAAAGACUGCGGAUAUCCCAACAUCAGCUCCAUGGACUGUCUAUCCAGAGGCUGCUGUUUUGACUCCAGUAUUCCCGGGACCAUCUGGUGCUUCUAUGGAUAUAAAUAAAAUACAAAUGAUUCUCAGUAUAACUGGCUUGGAACAAUCACCGGAGUGUCCGUACAGACAGCAUCCUGAUUCUGUGUGCUUGCUUUUUUUUUCUGAUCUGUAAAUGUGAUUUUAUUAAACUAGAGAGCUGUCCUUAUUACUUAUUGAGGUUUAGCAUAAAAAUUGAUCAUUUCUGUAAGUGUUACAGCACUAUAUGUACUGUAAUAGCAAUGUUUUGUAGUCCUAUAUGUGGAUUUCCUUUAUCAAUACAUUGAUUCCUAACAUACUUCAUCCCACAAAUCCCAUUUGUAUAAUCAAAUACUUAAACAAGUCCUUAAUGCA
Molecule: messenger RNA, 3441 nt
Organism: Pseudophryne corroboree (corroboree frog)
Lineage: Eukaryota; Metazoa; Chordata; Amphibia; Anura; Myobatrachidae
Exons: 22
Coding region: 31-3120 (1029 amino acids)
Source: RefSeq, a predicted model, not a curated record